Molecule: messenger RNA, 2093 nt
Organism: Owenia fusiformis
Lineage: Eukaryota; Metazoa; Annelida; Polychaeta; Sabellida; Oweniidae
Source: the annotation of a GenBank genome assembly
CUACAAUUUGCAGACGAUGGAAACCACGAUUUGAAUUUGGAGAAGUAGUUUGUGAUUUGUGAUCAACUGGAAGUCUGGAAUGGCUUCUGAUUUUGUCGCUGGAUGUAUUGGUGGUUGUGCAGGGGUAUUGGCCGGCCAUCCUUUUGACACUGUAAAGGUUCGUUUGCAAUGUCAAAGUGGUUCACUACGGUAUGCAGGAACAAUCCAUUGCAUUCACUCUAUCAUCAAACAAGAAUCUGCCAAGGGUAUGAUGCGAGGUAUCACUUGUCCACUGAUUGGACUUAGCUUCAUCAAUACCAUUGUCUUCGGUGUCCAAGGCAACAUGCAACGUCGCAUGAAGCAACCUGACUCUCUCAAAUCUCAUUGGAUAUCUGGCUGUUCUGCUGGUCUUGUACAAACUGUCAUCUCAAGUCCAAUGGAGUUGGUAAAAACUAGGAUGCAAAUUCAAGGAUCUGGUAAACAAUUUAGUGAUAAAUCUAGCCGAUUUUACAAAUCCUCAAUUCAUUGCAUUGAACACAUAUACAAAAAUGAAGGUUUGAAAGGAUUGCGGCGAGGAUUUCUUAUGACAGCUUUAAGAGAUUGCCCAGGAUUUGGAAUUUACUUUGUUUCAUAUGAAUUCUUCUGUGGUUUAUUUGCAUCAAAGGAGGCAGGGGGUUCCCAGGGAGAAAUGGGGCUUCCUGGAUUCCUAUUGGCUGGAGGAUUAGCAGGAGUUGUGUCCUUUAUUCCAAUGUAUCCAACAGAUGUGAUAAAAUCCCGCUUACAGGCUGAUGGGAUGACACAAACCCUUUAUAAAGGUCCUAUAGACUGUGCCAAGAAAUCUUACAAAGCUGGUGGUUUAAAAGUUUUCUAUAAGGGGCUUACACCAACCCUUGUUAGAGCAUUCCCUGUGAAUGCAGUUACUUUUGCAGUUGUUUCAAUUGUGAAACAAUAUCUGGACUCCGGGAAAAAAGAGCAAAAGGACAGAGAAGUCAGGCAUUGGUUCAUACAUGAGACUUUGCCAGAAGUUAUGGAAGGUGUUAUGCAUAUAUGAAUACUGCAACAAUCCUGUUAAAACAGAAUGCCAAUGAGAGUUAAUUUAAUGUUUCUCCUUCAUCUGUUCUUGAUUGGCAGUGAUUAAAAUGCUUGAGAUGUAAAUAUUUGUUAAAUAACUACCUCAAAUGACAUUCAUGUAAAACAUGCAUGUGGAUUGAUCACAUUUAUAUACUAUUCUAGUAUAUUUAUAGCACAAUGUACAGGAUAUUUGUGUUUUCUUGAGACCACUAUACAUGAUGUAAUAUAGUCCAUAUAGACCAUAUGUCCCAAGGUUAGAGAUGUAAUAUAUUUGCCUUGAGGAAUAUCUCAAUAUCUCAAAAACGACUAGAAUAAUUUCUCCUCAAAAUCACACUUAUAAAAUGGUGGUUAUGAAGAAAAAUAAUUACACCACACAAAUGUCUGUAUGACAGGUCUUUAUGAAAAAAAUUGCAAAGUUUUCCUUUCAAUAGAAAAGAGAAUACUUUAUCAAAAAUGUAUACCAGCACAUUUUUUGGACCACCCAGCCUGUAUAUACCUUGCCCAUUUGUAAAAUUAUUAAAUCAAACAUUACAAUGUUUAACUCAUUCAAUUCACUUGUCUCAAUUUUUGUUAUUAAAUUGUCUAUGGGCUAAUGCUUGUCAGUAAAGUAUAACCAUAUUAUAUAUAUGUAUAUGAGGGCCAUAUGACAUGUAUGAAGCGCCCAGGCACUAGAAAUAGAAAUUAAUUGUCUUGAAUUGUUUCGAUGCAUGAAACAUGCUUCAAUUCUUCUUUAUUCCAAAAGGGAGUGGGUAAAUAUAGCUGACCAGUGACCAUACAAUCACAUAUAAUACACAUGUAUGUACUGUAUUAAAGCAAAAUAGAAAUGACUAAAAUAAUAUUUCAGUUUGCGUUCACUUAAUUUAAUAUAAGUACAAUCUUAUCUUAUGGAUUAUUUGAUAGAUUUGAAAUAUACUGUAUCUUUGACACCAGACUGUUGAGAACCCAUAGAAUACCCCUUUAUCAACAUUAUCAUAUAAACUAGAAAAACAGCAACUCCACGGAGUAACAAAUCCCACCUAACAAAACAUUUUGAUAAUUAGUGG